Molecule: messenger RNA, 3592 nt
Organism: Clupea harengus (Atlantic herring)
Lineage: Eukaryota; Metazoa; Chordata; Actinopteri; Clupeiformes; Clupeidae
Product: glypican-6-like
Biological process (GO): regulation of signal transduction; smoothened signaling pathway; regulation of protein localization to membrane
Cellular component (GO): synapse; extracellular region; plasma membrane
Source: RefSeq, a predicted model, not a curated record
CGUGUCGGUCCUGUGGCUGUGAGUGUCAUUGUUCUGACACAGAUCGAAAAGCGAGGGAUGACUGCUGACGGCCAGCGCAAGUCAAGUCUGUUUCGUUCACUCACGGCACAGGACAAAGAAAAAUACUUCUCAACAGCGUCUUUUUGGAGCAGCCCACUCAAGGACAAUUUUGCCGAAAUCUUUGUCGAUUUAUGGUGUAUUGGGCAAGGCUAUGCAAUGAUGCGGACAAGAAUAUGACUUACUUUGUUUAAACAAAUGGAAGAUCUAACGGUUGCCCACCUCACUGGAUAAACUCUACUGCCUCGUUAAUACAACCACUUGCUUGUAAUUUGUCUGCUUCUUGUUCGGACGUAUCAUUAGGGAAGCAUUUGUUUUGUCCGUCUUGACGAUUUCAGGCUAAAGGUACUGGGGCGGUGAGGAAGCUAAGAUGGUUCAUCAGUUUUCACCGAAUCGAUGUUCGCCGUUGGUGCUGUGUGUGUUGACUGUCCUGGCAUGGAGUUGGGGUACAGCCAUGGCGGGUCGGAGUUGCACCGAGACACGACAGGUGUAUGGAGAGAAGGGUUACAGCCUCAAUACUGCCCCGCUGACACAGAUAUCUGGCGAACACCUGAAGCUUUGCCCCCAGGACUACACCUGCUGCUCCAGCCUGAUGGAGGAAACACUCUCUCGUCAGAGUGAGAGCGACUUCUUGUCCGCCAUCAACGACAGCAGUCAGUUCCUCCUCACCUCAUUCACUCAGAGGCACCACAAGUUUGAUGAGUUUUUCAGAGAGCUCACUGACCUGGCAGAAAAGUCUAUGAAACAGAUGUUCACCAAGAUCUACGGCCUCCUUUACACACAGAAUUCACAUGUCUUCCAGAGCCUGUUUGUUGAACUCCGUCACUACUACUCUGGGGGCACUGUGAGCGUGGAGGAGGUUCUGGCUGAGUUCUGGUCUCGGUUGCUGGAGCGACUUUUCUCCCUAGUCAAUCCCCAGUACCAGUUCAGUGAGGACUACCUGAAGUGUGUCAGCAAACAUGCGGAACAGCUUAAGCCUUUUGGCGACGUCCCUCGUAACCUCCGCAUACAGGUGUCCAGGGCUUUCAUAGCAGCCAGAGCGCUUGUCCAAGGCCUCGCCACUGGUCGUGACAUUGUGAGCAAAGCAGUAAAGUUGAACGUUGGAUCUGAGUGUGUCCGUGCCCUGAUGCGCCAGUGGUACUGCCCUCUCUGCCAUGGGAUCCCCACCCUCAAGCCCUGCCACUCGCUAUGCCUUAAUGUGAUGAAGGGUUGCCUGGCCAAUCAGGCUGACUUGGAUUCAGAAUGGAACAAUUUUAUUGAUGCGCUGGUGGUGGUAGCUGAUAAGCUGGGAGGUCCCUUCAACAUGGAGCUGGCUGCUGACUCCAUUGCUGUCAAGGUGUCAGAGGGGAUCAUGAACAUGCAGGAGAACCUCCUCACCAUCUCCACCAAGGUCUUCCAGGAAUGUGGCAGGCCCCGGUCUGCCCCGAGCAGAUCCAAGCGUUCCCCCAAGGAACAGCGUGGAAACCGAAGGCCGGUCAGAAACAGCCCAGAGGAGCCCACCACUGCCGCAGGCACCAACCUCGACUGCCUGGUGUCAGAUCUGAAGGAGCGCUUGCGCCCCAUGAAGGGCUUCUGGGUGUCUCUGCCUCACACCAUCUGCAAUGAUGACAAAAUAGGCGCUAACGUUACCAACGAGGACCGCUGCUGGAACGGACAAAAUCGCGGACGGUAUUGGCCGGACGUGACAGGAGACGGCCUGGUCAGUCAGAUCAACAACCCAGAGGUGGAGGUGGACAUUGCCCAGCCAGACAUCAGGACCCGUCAGCUCAUCAUGGAGCUCCGCGUGGCCACCAACAGCCUGAGGCAUGUGUUGAAUGAGCCGCAGAUAGAUGGACCCGCCAGCUAAAACAUCGAUCCUGAUGCAUCUCAUGCUUGAGUCAUGUUUGACAAACCUAUAACAAAUGUAUGCUUGCUGAAAACUGCUUUAAUAGUGAAAUGUGCUUACAUAUUGUUUGAAAAAGGUUUUCAUGCGAACACCUGUUGUAGAACAAUGGUUGUGUUUUAAGUAUGCUGAAAUAUUCUUGAGUGUCUAUUGAAAUGUGCAAGUCAGAAAAAGCAGGAAGUUUACCCAAGAGGCCCUGUGUGAUGCACACAAAUGUAUGAAACGCAGGAUGGCGGUGGAAACAUGCUUGCUAGGGGAGAAAAUGUAUGCAACAUAAAAAAAAGAAAUUUUUUCAGAAAAUCUACUGCAAGAUUUUAUGACCGAAGGCAAGUGUCUGUGGCCUGCAGGAUGCAGGAGGUUAUAAAAAAGCGAACACACCCGUGUUUCGCUCUCUGGGGUUGGUGAUUUGAUCAUCUUAUGUUAGAGCUUUGAGAGAAGAGUUAGAUUCCCACUUUGAAGAAGUGGAGUUUCUUUUCAGUUAGAAAGUUUAAUUAAACGGGAGUAACCUUUUGAGUUUGUUAGUAGUUAAGUUUUUUUGUAUCUUUUUUGUCCACUUUGUAAUAAAACUUUGGGGAGUUUGUUAAUACUAAAACCUCGUUUCUGAGUCCUUUAAUGGAGUGAGUUCUCUCCCUACGUCAGUGACACACCUCCCUUUAUACACAAAGUCUGAUUCAGCAGCCUGUAUUCGGAACUUAAGAGAGCCAGCUACCUUCGGUACAGAAAAACCUGACGACUGCGUGGAAAAGGUGAGUUGUCCCUCUCGCUCAUUAGAAAGGGAGUACGUUUAGUUGAUCUCAGAGUGCAUCCCGAGGUCCCUUCUUGUAUCCUGGCUAGCACAUACAAUAGGGCUUGAUAUACUGGCCAUGGUUUUCCGAAUUUAGUCUUGAAGAGUCGCGCGGCCUAUAACCGCGAGGGUUGACUGUGAGGGCACGAGAAAGCCCGGGCGUCGAAAAGCACACGGUAAUCUUUGUAGGUGGACACAACUAAGCGGAAUCUCUAAACAUGCACAAGCCUCCUCUUCUCCCACCUUGUUGUAGUACUUGAAGAUGUCGGAGGCGGCGUAUAGCUCCAGCACGCCGCAGAGGGUAAGCCUGCAGUAGGCGGCCAGCUGGCUCCGUCUGAGCUGCAGGGAUGUGAUCUUCCUCACCUCCUCCUCCUGGUUCCCCUCCUCCCCUGAUUCACACAAAAAAAAAAAAAAAACAUCAGCAACAUCAUCUGCAUCUAAUGUGACGGCUGAGAUUCAGGUUUUGUAGUGGGGACGUGUGCCCUUCCUCCUCCAGAUUGUCUUCCUCACAGCCAUGGCAAACACAAAGUAACAGAUAAACAACAACAACAACAGGGUUUUUGAAUUUGAAUGCAUCCUCUGCUCCCUCAAAGUUCCCCUCCUUGCAGCUACGACUACUAAAAAAUAACCAACUAAUAAUGUAACAGAAUAACAUGUGAUUCAAUACAUACAGUACAUGUAUUCUGUUCCUUUAAAAAGAGGAGGUUUUCUCAUCUAUUUAUACUUUACUAGCCAUUUUGUUGAAGAGGUUGUUAGUGUAUAUGUACAAGGCACAUUUCAAUAAAGUUCCAAUAAAUGGUGAUUCUCUCAUGUUAAACGACCAGAGGAGAAUGCAAAAUGAACAUUAUCAGGGAGGUUGAAGCAAAUGU